This is a messenger RNA of Pipistrellus kuhlii (Kuhl's pipistrelle), 555 nucleotides long. RefSeq names its product dynein light chain 1, cytoplasmic-like. The record is from RefSeq and is a predicted model, not a curated record. Gene Ontology annotation, biological process: microtubule-based process; cilium assembly. Gene Ontology annotation, cellular component: cytoplasmic dynein complex. Gene Ontology annotation, molecular function: dynein light intermediate chain binding; dynein intermediate chain binding. Lineage: Eukaryota; Metazoa; Chordata; Mammalia; Chiroptera; Vespertilionidae. The transcript has a single exon. Bases 104 to 373 code for a protein of 89 amino acids.
GCCACGGAUUCGGUAGUGAUGGCUUCUCUAGCUGGGUCUGAGCCUAGCCAGCCCCUCCCCCAGGAGAUUGUUGUAGUUGGCCAGCUGCUGCUCCACUGUAACCAUGUGCGACCGAAAGGCCGUGGUCAAAAAUGCUGAUAUGUCAGAGGAGAUGCAACAGGACUCCUUGGAAUGUGCUACUCAGGCAUUGGAGAAAUAUAACACAGAAAAGGAUACUGUGGCCCAUAUUAAGAAGGAGUUUGACAAGAAGUACAACCCCACUUGGCACUGCAUCAUGGGGAGGAACUUAGGUAGUUACAUAACACAUGAAGCCAAACACUUCAUCUACUUCUACCUGAGCCAAGUGGCCAUUUUUCUGUUCAAAUGUGGGUAAAAGCAUGAACUGUGCUACACACCCAGUGAUCCAUCCAAAAAUAAGGAUUGCAGCCUAAAUUCCAUAUACCAGAGACUGAAAAUCUUCAACUUUGCCUAAAGGAACCCCUUGAUCUUGAACCUUUAUUGUGUUGUUUUGUACAAGGUAUUUGCUGUAUUCAUUUGUUUUUAUAAAACAAUUAG